AUGGAGCAAUUAAGAUUUGAUGGGCGCGUUGCUGUAAUUACUGGUGCCGGCGGUGGCCUAGGUAAAGCCUACGCAUUGCUCCUAGGCUCACGAGGCGCCAAGGUGGUUGUAAACGAUUUAGGCAGUGCAAGAGAUGGUGUAGGCAAAUCAAAUUUUGCAGACGAAGUUGUAAAGGAAAUAAAAGCCAAAGGUGGUGAGGCAGUAGCUGAUUACAAUUCAGUGGUUGAUGGCGAGAAGUUAAUCAAAACUGCACUUGACAAUUAUGGCCGAAUUGAUAUCCUUAUCAACAAUGCUGGCAUUUUGCGUGAUAGGAGUUUCCAAAAAAUGUCUGAACAGGACUGGGACCUAAUUCAUGCUGUACACCUGAAAGGAGCAUACAAAACCACUCAAGCAGCAUGGGAGGCAUUCAAGAAACAGAAGUUUGGACGAGUCGUCAUGACAUCGAGUAACGCAGGACUCAUGGGGAACUUUGGACAGUCGAACUACAGUGCUGCAAAAAUGGGCUUAGUCGGACUUGCAAGUACACUCGCAAUCGAAGGUGCAAAAUACAACAUCAAAGUUAACACGAUUGUACCUACAGCAGCCUCACGUCUAACCGAAGAUAUCCUUCCACCAGAUAUGUUCCAAGCUAUGAAGCCUGAUCUUAUUGCUCCCGUUGUUGCGUACAUGGUACACGAAUCAUUUGAAGACAGCGGAGUUAUUAUCGACUCGACAUUAGGAUUCGCGCACAAAGCACAUCUUGUGAGGUCAAAGGGGGUUCCACUGAGGAAUAAGCCAUCUGAUGCAGUCACCAUUGAGUCAGUAAAGGAGAAAUGGGCUGAUGUAGUCAACAUGAACGGCGCAAGGAGAAUUGACAAAAUCGCCGAAGUCACACUGGAUCUAGUCCAAGGAUUACAGGAGUUUGAAGACCGCAGCAAGCUAGACAGCGCUCAUCCUUCAUACUGGUCCAAGUACAAUUACAACUCGAAGGAUCUCGUCUGCUAUGCGCUAGGAGUGGGCGCCUCGGUCGUCAAUCCCUCUGACUUGAAGUUCUUGUAUGAGAGCCACGAGGAAUUCACAGCUCUGCCCACAUUCUUCAUCCUGCCUGGUAUGAGCAUGGAGUCGCCUGUUGUCGGCAACGCCAUGCCCAAGGGAAAAUACGCUGAUUUCACAAAUAUUUUGCAUGGCGAGCAAUAUAUUGAAAUUAUUGGUGAUUUCCCGGGCACUGAGGGCGAAUUCACAACUCGUAACUACGUAGUCGAUAUGCUGGACAAGGGUUCUAGUGCUAUCGCCAUUGUUAACAGUGAGGUAUACCAAGACAAAGAGCUGCUGAUUCGCACACAACAGCACAUCUUCGUAGUUGGUCAGGGAGGCUUUAAUGGACCACGCAGCAGUGAUAAAGCAGUUGGUGUAUUGCCACCACCAAAGCGUUCUCCUGACGCGGUAGUGGAACAACGCACUGCGGAAGAUCAAGCGGCUUUGUACAGGUUGUCUGGAGAUUUGAACCCCUUACACAUUGAUCCCAACGUGGCUGUAGCAAGUGGUCACCCCAAACCCAUCCUGCAUGGACUUGCAUCUCUCGGCUUCUCUGUCAGACAUGUUAUAGCCAAAUACGCAGGCAACGAACCUAAAAACGUAAAAGCAAUUAAGGCGAGGUUUGCUAAGCCAGUUCUGCCUGGUCAGACUCUGGUUACCGAGAUGUGGCUCGAAGGCAACCGAGUACACUUCCAGACUAAACUCAAGGAGACAGGAAACAUAGUUAUUGCUGGUGCGUAUGUGGACUUGAAGGCAGUGGUUAAAGCUGGUGCAAGUUCUGCUCCAUCACAACAGACAUCAUCAUCUGUUGACUUGAAGAGUGAUUCACUAUUUGCUAAGAUACAAGAAGGAAUCAAAGAGAAUCCAGAUAAAGCUAAGAGUGUUGGUGCUGUUUAUCUGUACAAUAUAACAAAUAAUGGCAAGACGGUUAAACAGUGGACUCUAGAUUUAAAAUCUAGCAUUAGUGUGUACCAGGGCGAACCUAAAACAGGUAAAGCAGAUACAACACUGACAUUAUCAGACGAUGACAUGAUUGAAAUUGCCGCAGGCACAUUGAGUCCACAAGUUGCUUACUUGAAGGGCAAGAUCAAGAUAUCUGGAAAUAUUAUGCUCGCCCAAAAACUAGGACCCCUACUUAAGAGUGGUGCUAAGUUGUAA
Leptosia nina is the source of this 2172-nucleotide messenger RNA. The record is from the annotation of a GenBank genome assembly. NCBI's taxonomy places the organism in Eukaryota, Metazoa, Arthropoda, Insecta, Lepidoptera, Pieridae.